AUGUUCAGAGCGCUCAACAUCCACAGGGCAAUGGCGUCUGCUUUCAAGACAAGUGCAUCCUCCCUCAUAGCCCCAAGACUGGCGAUUGCCAACAACUUUAUUAAUCUGCAAUCGCAGACCUCGUUGCUGAAGCCUUCAUCGGUUUUGCAGCUAUCGCAGCAAAGAAACGCAACGUUAAACCAAAUCAGGAAAGGUAGGGGCUUGAUCACUAGGAAAAAGAGACCUACCAAGUCCCCCCAUUUGGAAAACUGUCCAAUCAAGAAAGGUGUGGUGCUCAGAGUCAUGAUUUUGAAACCUAAGAAGCCAAACUCUGCGCAGAGAAAGGCUGCGAGAGUUAGGCUAACGAACGGGGAGGUUGUGUCUGCUUACAUUCCCGGCAUUGGCCACAACUGCCAAGAACACUCGGUUGUUUAUGUGAGGGGUGGUAGAUCCCAAGAUUUACCUGGUGUUAAGUACCAUUUGGUGAGAGGUGCAAUGGAUUUAUCUGGUGUGGCCAACAGAGCCACUUCGAGGUCUAAAUAUGGUGCAAAAAAGCCCCAAUCUAAGGAAUGA
Molecule: messenger RNA, 552 nt
Organism: Pichia kudriavzevii
Lineage: Eukaryota; Fungi; Ascomycota; Pichiomycetes; Pichiales; Pichiaceae
Exons: 1
Coding region: 1-552 (183 amino acids)
Biological process (GO): translation
Cellular component (GO): ribosome; small ribosomal subunit
Molecular function (GO): structural constituent of ribosome
Source: RefSeq, a predicted model, not a curated record